Siniperca chuatsi (mandarin fish) is the source of this 4105-nucleotide messenger RNA. RefSeq names its product tubulin folding cofactor D (gene tbcd). The coding region runs from base 344 to 3934 and encodes 1196 amino acids. The transcript is spliced from 39 exons. Gene Ontology annotation, molecular function: beta-tubulin binding; GTPase activator activity. Gene Ontology annotation, cellular component: lateral plasma membrane. Gene Ontology annotation, biological process: microtubule cytoskeleton organization; adherens junction assembly; post-chaperonin tubulin folding pathway. Lineage: Eukaryota; Metazoa; Chordata; Actinopteri; Centrarchiformes; Sinipercidae. The record is from RefSeq and is a predicted model, not a curated record.
GUUACAGUAACGGGGCGGGGCGCGAGCACAACAGCUACGCACUUGCAGGAGCAUCAUAACAGAGAUAUUAUGAGAAAUAGUGCCGCAGCGGUUUAGUUUAGCGAUAUUAAUUUCAGUUCGCGUGCAGUAAUUUGUCGCGUUAAUAAUCUUUAGAAAGUCCGUGUCAUAGCUAUAAGUUUAAUACAUUUCGUCGUUUCUCAAGCUAAUUUUCAUCCACACCCGGUCCUUUUUGCUAGGCAUACAUGCUAAUAUUAGCUAGCUAACUGGCCCAUAACUUAUAACAACAAACGCUAACAUUAGCCUCUGCAACAAAGACCCUCUUUGUUGGCAGACGUCUGGCAGAAUGGCCUUAUCGGAGACAGAUAAUGGGUGUUCCGGUGGUGAAGGAGGAGAGUCGGACGCUAUUGUAAAAACGUUUGUGUUGGGGGGCUUCAGUGAGAGCGGCGAGACCAGAGCUCUCAUCUCCAGCCUGCCGGAGGUCCACGGGGACAUGGUGACAUGCGAGUCCACCACACAGAAGUUCUUGGUGAUAAUGAACAGAUAUCAAGAGCAGCCUCAUCUGCUGGACCCACACUUAGAAUUUAUGUUGAACAUGAUACUGGAGUUUGUAAGGAGUGAGAAGUCUCCCCCUUCAUUGGUUCAUUUGGGCUUCAAGUUUCUCUACAUCAUCUGCAAGGUCAGAGGCUAUAAAAUCUUCAUGCAGCUUCUUCCUCAUGAGGUGGCAGAUGUCCAGCCAGUUCUGGACCUGCUGUCCAGACAGGAUCCCAAAGACUCUGAGACUUGGGAAACUCGCUACAUGUUGUUGUUGUGGUUGUCCAUGACCUGCCUCAUACCCUUUGACCUAUAUCGUCUGGAUGGCCAUCUGGAGUCAGACGGCGGCAAGGCCAGAGAGUCCACCAUGGACCGCAUUCUAGCUAUUGCAAAGUCUUAUCUACUCGUCAGUGAUACUCCCAGGGAUGCUGCAUCUGUACUGAUAUCAAAGUUCAUGACACGCCCUGAUGUGAUACAGAAGCGCCUUGGAGACUUUUUGGACUGGAGCCUCACCACUAUAUCUCAGACUGAUGACCAGUCAAUGAGAGACAUUAUGGUGCUUGAUGGCGCUCUGCAGUCUCUGGCGAAGCUUUUCAAACAUGGAAAACGAGAUGACCUCCUACAGUAUGCUCCCACAAUUAUGCAGUGUUUGGAGCAGAAACAUCUAUCAGAGAGCAGCCAGGCCAUGCUGAGGAAGCUUGGUGUCAAACUAAUCCAGAGACUUGGCCUCACCUUCCUGAAGCCACGUUUGGCCGCUUGGAGGUACCAGAGAGGUAGCCGUUCCCUAGCAGCAAACCUUUCCAUGUCCCAGUCUACUACAGUCGCUGCCGCUGAGACUCCUGAAGUGGAGACACAAGAACAGGAGGAGGACUAUGACAUUCCUGAGGAAGUGGAGACCGUUAUUGAGCAUCUCCUAGUGGGACUGAAAGAUAAGGAGACAAUUGUGCGCUGGUCUGCAGCAAAGGGCAUUGGGAGAGUGACUGGGAGGCUUCCCAAGGAGCUGGCAGAUGAGGUGGUUGGAUCAGUGCUGGACUGCUUCAGCUUCCAGGAAACAGACAAUGCUUGGCAUGGAGGCUGCCUGGCACUGGCAGAACUUGGUAGGAGGGGCCUGCUGCUACCUUCCAGAUUGACUGAUGUUGUGCCACUCAUUAUCAAAUCCCUGACCUACGAGGAAAAGAGGGGAGCAUGCAGCGUUGGUUCCAAUGUGCGUGACGCUGCCUGCUAUGUGUGCUGGUCUUUCGCCAGGGCUUAUGAACCCCAGGAGCUCAAGCCUUUUGUCACUCCGAUUGCCAGUGCUUUGCUGAUCACAACUGUGUUUGACCGAAAUGUCAACUGCCGAAGAGCUGCCUCUGCUGCCUUCCAGGAGAAUGUCGGCAGACAGGGGACAUUUCCUCAUGGUAUUGACAUCGUAACUGCAGCAGACUACUAUGCUGUUGGGAAUCUCAGCAACUGCUAUCUGAACAUUAGUGUCUAUAUAGCUAGUUUCCCAGAGUACACCAAGGCCAUGAUAGAUCAUUUGAUAGCCAUGAAGAUCAACCACUGGGAUGGUGUUAUCCGAGAGCUUUCCACUAAAGCACUCCACAACCUGACGCCUCAAGCACCUGAUUAUAUGGCAACCACAGUUUUGCCACAGCUGUUGCCCAUGGCAGUGGGUAUUGACCUCCAUGGUCGCCAUGGAGCCAUCCUGGCAUGUGCAGAGAUCACACACGCUCUGUACAAACUGGGCCUUCAGACCAACAGGGCUGUGGUGGACAUAAUUUCUCCAGAAUGUGUGGAUGCAUUAAAAAACAUUCACCAGAGGCUACAUGACAGAAAACAGUACAGGGGUUUUGGUGGAGAGCUAAUGAGGCCAGCAAUGUGCAGUCUUAUAGAAAAGCUGUCCCUGUCCAAAAUGCCUUUCAAGAAUGACCCUGUAAUCACUGGCUGGCAGUGGCUUAUUGACGACACCAUAAAGACUCUUCAUCUUGUUUCUAGUAGUGUGAAGGAUGGCGUUAUGGUUUCAGUGGUGUCGGCCUUGGCCGCCUUGUGCGAGGAGUACUAUCAGACCGAGCCAGACCAAGCUGACUCACAAAUGCAGGAUGUCCUGGUAUCUCAGUAUAUUGAAGGGCUGAAGAGUCCGCAGAUGCUCACUCGUUGUGGAUCUGCCCUCGCCCUCGGCUGUCUGCCAAGAUUUAUGAUCCAUAGCAAACUGAAGCAGAUCCUAGAAGGCCUCCAGCAGAUGUGCAGUGUCAGCCAGAAGGAGGGGAGUUUUACAGAGGCGAGGAGAGAUGCAGUCAGGGCAAUUGCUCAAGUGUGUGUGAAGGCGGGUGUUUGUGCCCAUGGCUCCCCAGACUCCGCUCUGUGCUCGGAGAAUGUAGCAGUGGUGUAUAGUGCUCUGCUCAACAGCAUGAACGACUACACGACAGACAGCAGAGGGGACGUAGGGGCCUGGGUGAGAGAGGCAGCAAUGACUAGUCUGAUGGAUGUGACUAUGCUGGUGGCCAGCAGUGCUCCAGAGAUUCUUUCACCAGACCUGGUGAAGUGUAUGAUGUGCUGCCUGGCCCAGCAGUCAGCAGAGAAGAUUGACCGCUACAGAGCUCACGCUGGCAAAAUCUUCCUGCGCCUCCUCCACAGCACAGAGCCUGCAGUCCCUCACAUUCCCCACAGAGAGGAGCUGUUGAGCAUUUUUCCUGUUGAGACCUCAACCAGUCUGAACUGGAAUGCUCCAUCCCAGGCUUUCCAGUAUAUCACCCAGCUGUUGGGACUGCCUCAGUAUCAGUGCCACACCCUGCUGGGCCUCACUGUGUCUGUGGGAGGGAUCACCGAGUCCACAGUGCAUUUUUCUUCUCAGUCGUUGUUUGACUAUCUGAGGGGGAUCCAGGACAAUAGUGCUGCUCUGGCACAGUUUGGAGAUACGUUGUUGAGCAUCUUCAGAAACAAUCUCCGCAAUGACAGGGUGUCUAUUCCUUUUCUUAAGAUGCUCAAUCAGAUGCUUGCUAACAGCUGCUUUGAAAUCUUCACCACCCAAGAGAAUCAUCAGUUCUGUGUGGACCUUUUGACUCUUUGCAAAGAGUUCAAGAAGGCCAAAGAUAUUUCCAAGCUGCGCGCGUGUGUAGCUGUCUUCUGUGGGCUGAUCCAAUUCCAGGGUGAGGUGAGGAAGAAAGUUUUGUGCCAGCUGCUGAUGCUACUCUGCCAUUCCUUCCCUGUGAUCAGAAAGACCACAGCCAGCCAGAUGUACGAGAUGCUGCUGACCUACGAUGAUGUCAUAGAUCCAGAAGUGUUGGAUGAUGUCAUGACCCUGCUAAGUGAUACUAAUUGGGAGAGUGACCUUGCCACAGUACGGACACACAGGAAUCAGCUUUGUGAUUGGUUGGGAGUCCCGAGGCCACAGGUGGUUACCAAGAGCCCCGUCCAGGUUUCCUGAUCACCUGUGGCUGUGAAAACCCGCUGCAUGUAAGAAUUAAAAAUGGCCUGUGAGUGCUGCUCUUCUAAAGCUGCCCUGUAUCACAUGGUCUGUCCAUCUAUCAGAAAACAACACAUCAAAUGAAUCACAAUCUGACAGUUUUACAUGACAAUAAAUGGACAAAAACUGUUA